Messenger RNA from Zootermopsis nevadensis, 3251 nucleotides. RefSeq names its product odorant receptor 13a. Gene Ontology annotation, molecular function: odorant binding; olfactory receptor activity. The record is from RefSeq and is a predicted model, not a curated record. Gene Ontology annotation, cellular component: plasma membrane. Gene Ontology annotation, biological process: detection of chemical stimulus involved in sensory perception of smell; sensory perception of smell. NCBI's taxonomy places the organism in Eukaryota, Metazoa, Arthropoda, Insecta, Blattodea, Termopsidae.
AAAUAUGUUUUGAUCAGAAGUUGAGGAUAUGAGAUAAUUUAUGUUGUAUUAAGUGAUUAAUAACGAUUCAAAUCUGAAAAAUUCCUUUCUCUUUAUUCACAAUACAUCAUGCCCUGCAAAAUGGCAACAAGCUUCUAGCUGUCUUUUGAUAUAAAAUUAUAGAACACAUCCAGUGAGGCAAGACCACCUAACACUAAACACCAUGGUCAAGUGGUUAGCACUCCUGCUUUAUGUUCGGGAGGUCCUAGGAUCAAAUCUCAGCCCGUGGCCGGAGGUAUUUCGUGGUGUUCCACAGUUCUUCCAGGCAAAUGUCAUUAUUCACUAUCAUCCUCUCAUUUGAUGCAAUCUGAGCUACUGAAAAAGUUUUCUUAAAUGAGAGAACAAGAAGACUACAUCCAGUGGUGUUCAUUAAAGUUUUCUUCAGUUCUUGCAUAAAAAUGGCAGUAUAUGGAUCAUGACUGCUUGUUGCUGAGUCAUUUCUAACGUACCAUUGCAAUAGAAAUAUUCUCAUAUAAUUUUUUAUUCCUUAAGAAGAAAUGGCAACUCUUUCCAGGACCUGCUGAAAAUAAGAUCAGGUUAACCUUUACAGUUAAUUUUCUACAAAUGAACACAAAUAAUUAAAUAUAACAAAUUUAUAUCAAAUUCAGGAAGCCAAUUUUUGAAGCAUGGAAAGUAAUUAUAGACCCACUGAAUUAAUUAUGUAGUUCAGUAGAUGGGAGAUCUCACUGAAAGAAAUUUAAAUUGCAAGGUACCUUGGUCUUUUAAUUCCUUGAACGUCUGUGGGACAUCGUACUUGAUUAAGGUGUGUGAAAGUGACAUAUGGGAUAUUAAGUUGUAAAAUUUUACACUGAAUUUAAUUAUAAAUUAUUUAAAUCACCUGAUUAUGUACUUGUGUUCUACAAGAUCAUUGCAGGUUAAGGUCAUGACUUUUUUUUAACCUUUAUCGAAUGAGAAUAGAAGAUUUAAACCCUAUACUAUUGGGGUUUCUAGCCAGAAUUUAACCCUGAGGUUAAAAAUUUAGUAGGAUGCUAGUGACAUGUGGUGAGCUAGACUACUUAUAAGAUGUGACACACAGUCAAUGAAGGUUAAAUUAGAAUAUUGCAGCUUCUGCAAGAGAAAGUUGUGGUAUUUGCUUUCCUUACUGGACAUUUGACAUCAGUGUCUAAAAAUCUGAGUGUUUGUGCACAUAUAGUUGAAUUAUUUUUAAUGUGCAAGAUUGGUUUGGUCUGAUAGGUCUUUGUAAUAAAAGGAACACUUUAAAACAUAGAACUAAUACAUUUAGAUUUAAAUAUGAAGCUAAUGUCACCAAGAAUGAAAAAAAUUCUCGGUGUAGAGGAACAUCGUGAAGCCAAGGAAUUGCUCGAAUUCAACCUCCGAACUCUUCGUAUAUUGGGGCUCUGGAAAUGGGAUGUACCUCACUGGAGAUAUCAUAAAGCAUUUGCAUUUUUAGCUAUCAUAGCACUGAUUCUGUUUAACAUAACACAAAUUUGUGAUGUCUAUAUUCACAUAAAUAGCAUAGAACACAUAACAAAAUUACUUUUAUCUAUUGUAUUCAGUAGCCUUGUUGCAUUUAAGAACUGUUACUUACUUCUUAGAAGUGAUGAUGCCUCUGAACUUAUUGAUCAACUACAAAACAAAUUUUUCACAAGUGGGCGACGGCCAACACCGCAGCAGACAAUAAUCCUGAAUAGAUAUGCAGCAAGAGCGAAGCUGUAUACUAUCAUAAGAACCAGUUUGGCACUCUGUACAGCUACACUUUGGAUUUUAUCUCCCAUUAAAGAAAUGUUGUUGGAAUAUGCUGAAGAGUUGCAUACUCGUCAGUAUGGUGAUGAUGUGAAGUCUAACAGCAGUAAAAUGUCUAUUCUGAAAUUACCAUUUGUUGCAUACUAUCCAUUUGAUGUAGAAAACAACUUUCUGUAUUUCAUUCUUACAUAUAUCUAUCAGGCAUUUUGUGGUCUUGCUGUCUUUAUUUCAUUACCGACUUGGGAUAUGUUGUUUGUUUCUGUAUUUAUUCAUACUUCUGGACAUUUCAAAGCACUGCAACAUGUUCUGAUCCACUUGCGUGAAGAUGCUGGAGAAGCGCUGGAAGUGGAUGGGAAUCAACUUGAUCAAGACGUGCGGGUGUCUGAACACACCGUUAGUGAUGGCAACAAGUUCUGGACAGCGGCAUUCCAUUUGAAAGAAAAUUACGAUGGUAAAGGAAUUAGAAAUGAUGGAAGAGAAAUGCAGUCUGCGUCAAUGGAACAGAAGUUAGACAGACCGAUGCAACACAUCCUGAAGAAUUGCGUUCAGCAUCACCAAGUCAUUUUGAGUCUAUUAAUAUGUUACAGCUUUGUGAAGAAGUUGGAAGCUUUUUUAAAACCAGUCAUGCUGAUGCAGCUUCUUGGUAGCGUGAUUGCCUACUGUGUGUUAGGCUUUCAAAUGUCAGUGAUUCCGAUUCAUGGCGAGGGUACUAAGUUUGUGACGUUAUGCGGCUCGUUUGUAUCAGCUCUCCUCGAGCAAGGAAUGUUUUAUUGGUUUGGAGGGGAACUGUUGGAAGCGAGUUCUGAGACUUUAAAUGCUGCGUAUCACUGUGAGUGGUACACUACAAAUAUCAAAUUCAGGAAACACCUGCAUAUAUUAAUGGAAAGAGCCAAGAGACAAGUGAAGCUCACAGCUGGAGGUUUCUCAACCUUGACUCUUGAAAAUUUUACAAAAGUGAUACAGUCGUCGUACCAGUACUUUGCUAUGCUAAAGGCAGUGCAUAAUAAAGAUACUGACUGAUACUUGGAACGCAAAGUAAUGACACAGUUAUUUACAAGUUAUUUAGUAAUAGUUCUUCUGCUACAAGUCUUGCGGAGACAAAUGAGUUUCAGACUGGAGACAUUUUGGAGAGGAGAAUUUCUUUUUGGUUUCUGGUAGAGUACCAUCAUAAUAUGUAACCAGAAACAUAUUAUAAUUGCUAUUUUUCUUGUUCUAAUUUCUUAUUACGCGUUCAUCAUGUUCUGGCUUUUGCAAAGAACACCUAAUGGGCUGGCCAUGUCUGUCUGUCUGUUCAUCUGAUUAAACUGAAGAGCCACUGAAUGGAUUUUGAUUAAAUUUGGCAUCGACAUUAUGCUAUUGGAGUGUAGUCUAAAAUUGUACUUUUCAGUCUGCUACAAUCAGCAGUAGAAACAUGGUAGAGGGCAUUUUGUUGUUAUUUGUUGAAUGACAGUGACCUCAGAUCAUGUGGUGUAACAAUGGCCUAAGGUUCGUGAAUGAGUAAGAUUUGA